This is a messenger RNA of Physella acuta, 1627 nucleotides long. RefSeq names its product ficolin-1-like. Lineage: Eukaryota; Metazoa; Mollusca; Gastropoda; Physidae. The record is from RefSeq and is a predicted model, not a curated record.
UGACAACGUGGCUAACACAAGUUAUAGGAGCCUGUGGCAAACACACCAUCUCCAAACGAGCUGACUGAACACAACAUGUUUUUUACAGGUCUGCUAGCCGUUGCACUUAUAAUCAAACUACAAUCUCUAUGCACAGGCGCUGAGGUAAACGGGGUUUACGAUGCACCACGUUGUGAAGUACGAAGGUGUCUGACUGCACCUCAGCCAGUUUGUGAGAAAUUAACAAUGAGGCCUUGCUAUGCAGAACGGGAAGUUAUGACAAUGUUGGGGAAAAACUUCUUAUGCGAUACUAAAACUGACGGAGGUGGUUGGAUUCUUAUCCAGCGUCGAAUUAAACCCGGUGUGGAUUUUGUAAGAAACUGGGAAGAAUACAAACAAGGCUUUGGCACGUUAAGUGGUGACUUCUGGAUAGGAUUGGAUUUCAUCUACUCGCUAAUUACGCAACACAGUUAUGAGCUGAGAGUUGAUAUGAAGUAUCAAAACAGAUCAUACUACGCCAAAUACCACACCUUCAGCAUUGCAAAUGAAGCCGACAAAUUCCGUCUCACUGUAACUGGCUGGUCUGGAACCACUGGCGAUUCAUUUUAUGCACAGAAUAACAAGCAGUUCUACACAAUUGACAGGCCUAGUGCAAAUACUUGCACUGAACAUUACCAAGCAGGCUGGUGGUGGGGCAACUGCUACAGUGUAUUCUUAAAUGGUCUAUGGAAUGAGACACGCCGAUGGAAUGGCAUUCACUGGGAUUCACUAGGUCAGGGUGUCACCACUUUACAGUCCGCGGAGAUGAAACUUCGAAAGAAGAAUUAUUAGUGCGGUUGUUAAGGGGAUAUAUGCGCGGUAAAAAAAAAAAUUCCAGUUUUUCGUAAUGAUGGGUUUCUUGUACUUUUGGAUACUUGGUCCAUUUUCGAAUUAAGAAAAUAAUAACUUUUAAGAGAAAAAAAAUUGUAUGUGUUUAAAUUACCAUUUUUAUGACCCUAUUAAUUAAAAAAAUAAUCAAUGUUUCCCAAUCCUAUAAGCUCUCUAUGAAAAGUUUUAUAUCCGUCAUAAUAUUGUAUUUGGCAUCACUGGAAAGCUGCAUUUCUCGUCUAUUUGAUAAUCUUAAUUUCAAUCAUCUCGGAAACUCCCAAAGCUUACCAUCGGUUUUGCAAUUUACACAGAUAUUGGUACUUUCGUGACCUACUUUUGGUUACUUUUGGCUCUUUUUCUCUGUUUGGAGGUUUUUAACACUAUAAAUCCUACUACUUUUUUUUAUUUAUUAAACAAUACCCACCAAUUUUUUAGUAAUUGUUCUUUAGGCAAAAAUACAAUUAGGGAAUUGUGAUGGCUUUCAUAGGAAAAUGUAUUUGGUAAUUCAAAUGCAAAUUUUGAAACUUUUGAAUACUAAUAAGGGUACGAAUUUUUAUAUUUUGUAAAAUUGUUACUAGUAGCUAUUUUAAAAAGUUGUCCUGACUAAGGUUUUAAUAUAAACUGAAAUAUAAGCAAUUUAAAUUUAAUUGCUAUAGGUGCAUAAAUACAAGCGCCUUAGCAUUUUUUUAAAAGUACCGAAAAAUUCAAAAUGGCGGAGAUUUUUUUUGGGUUUCCAUGACAACCAAAUUUGUUUUCAACCCUUUUUUUUCUGUUAAAUACU